AUGGCGCCCUCUUGGUGGCUCCUCCUAACCCAGGUCAUGCUUCUAGCAGCAAUCCGUGAAGAGAUCGGCACCAGCGAACUGGACGAGCUCGCAGACGAUUCAACAGUGGGGCGUGUCAAGCAUCGCAGUGGGCAGAGCCUGGCCCCCGAGGCGCCUUCCAGCCCGGUCGUCGACCACUACAGUGCGUACAUUCGCGGUGAUUGCACUGAUGAGCGUCUCAAACUCAUCACGGUGCUUGUGGAGCUUGGGUUGCCCGAACAUCACUUGACCGGUGACCACUGCCGAUGGCAGGGGGUUAUGUGCCGCGACCUUCAACGCAGCUGCGAGGUUGUGGGCAUAGUGCUGCCACAGACAGGUCUGAAAGGCGAGAUGUCGCCAGGAUUCAAGGCCUUGCCUCGGCUUGAAACCCUAGACCUCGGAGGCAACCCUCAUUUGCGAGGCAGCCUUCACGUCUUGGCGGGUUUCGACAACAUCCACACCUUGAAUUUGGAAGGCACAAAUGUCACUGGUAACCUUUCCGACCUGGGCUCCGUGCUGAACCGCAUUCGGAUCAGAGAAAUCAAUCUCAAGAACACCAAGGUCAAUGGCGAGGUGGAGGUCCUAAGGAAGCAAAGGGCUCUGAGUGUGCUGGAGCUCUCCGGUACCGGCGUGGCAGGCAGUUUAAAGACGUUCAGCAGGAUGAAGUUCAUGACGUCCCUACGUCUUUCGGGAACUUGCGUGGCUGGCAGCAUCCAAGAGCUGGAGGCCAUGAAGCGCCUGCACACCCUGGAUCUGUCUGGGGCCGCGGGGAUCCAUGGAAACAUCAACAGCCUGACCUUCUUGACAAAUCUGGAGAGUGCCUCCCUGGCCAACACCAAAGUGUCUGGUGGAAUAAAUAUUCUUUGGGUCGGACGCUUGCAACAGCUACGCGAAUUGAACUUGGCGGGGACCAGAACGACGCUCAUCCUAUCAAGAGCAUCAGUGUCUUCAACUGAGCCUGGCAGCGCCUCCCAGAAUUCAAUGCAGCUUUUACCUUUCAAAGCGCAGAUUGAACUGCCGAGCUUGCAGAGCCUUGACGUGUCCAGAUGUCCAUUAGACACCACACCAAGCGAGCUCCUACAAAUUCUGCAGGGAUGCAGUAAUCUGGUUCGGCUGUCAGCCGCAUCCAGCAAUAUCACGGGCACCCUGCAUGAACAAUCUUGGAGUGUGUUGCAGUACUUGGACCUGUCAGACAACAACCUGUCACACAUCAAGGGGCUCUGGGCACGCACCUUUGUCAGCCUUGCUGCGAACCCACCGCUAACAUUUGCCCAUGAUAUUCUUCGCAAGGCAAAGGAUACGGGAGUCCACUUGGACCUUGCAGAAGUCGACUUCGUACAUGCAAGGUCAGAAGCUGCAAGCCUCCUUCAGCAUGGGGAGAUUCGGAUGACUGAUGCGGUUUCACACGUUGAUACCGUGCAUGGGUUCGGCUGCCAUGGUCUGCGGGAUGGCUUUUUGCAGGUGACGACCUCAAUCUUCCUUCCCCAGGCCUUUUGCGGCUGCCUGGCAGGUUGGCACGGGAGUGGCACCAAUUGCAGCCGCUGCGAGAAAGGAAAGUACAGCGACAAGUUCAACAGCAGCGAAUGCACGCCAUGCCCGCUUGGGGGUGAUACGCAAGAUGUGGGCUCCUCCUUGCUGGAGAGUUGCGUGUGCAACGUCGGCAGGAUCUCGGUUAUCUCCGGCAAACCAAGCUGUCAGUGUGAUCGACACACGGCUUUGUGGGAGAAUCAGUGCGUGGAUUGCAACGAGCUGCAUCUGGAGUGCCCGGACCAUGGCAGUCGAGCGGAGAAAGCCUUGCCACAGCCUGGCUUUGCUCGACUCAUGCCUUUGGCACCCAACGCCUCAAGGUGUCUGGAUCUCGUCGGCAACUGCAGUGCCUCACCAGAUCGCUCAGAGCUCGGCUGUGCCCCAGGUUAUGAAGGGCCGUUAUGCACCACGUGCGCGGAACGGCAUCGCUGGACCGGCAAGAAGUGCCGCAGGUGUGCAGAUGACUCUGCCUAUGCCUUUUGGCCUGCGGUUGCAGCUGUUGGAACACUCGCAGCUGCAGCAGCCAUUCUUUUCGUGGCCUGGCGCCAGAGGAGCCUCGCUGAAGAGGGCACGCGGUCAGCAACGACCCCGACCCCGACCCCGACCGCCAGCGAUGUCCUCUGGCCCUUUUUGCUGGCUCAGGGGCCAGUACUGUUGCAACUCUGCCAGCUGUGGGCCGUGCUCGUUGCCCUGGGAAAUGCAGCAGAUCCGAAUAGCAGCAGCGAUGGCAAUCUGUGGCUGUGGGAGCAGGAGUAUGUGCAGUGGUUUCAGCUCACGGCGAGUGAAGUCCGUGAUGCCCUGAGCCUCGACUGUGCCUAUGGCAGGAGGGCGCGGACGCUGUGUGCUCUGGCAGCACCCUGUGUGCCUUUGUUUGUGCUGCUGCUUUGCAUGCUGGUGGAAGUCGUGGCCCAGGAGGGCACAGGUGUGAGCCUUGCGCUCAAGGCUUUGUCGUGGCUAUUCAUCGGCGGGGCCUUUCGUUGUGAGAAGCUGCUCAACUGCCAGAUGGUGGACGGAGGCGGUGAACCUUUGAAUGGUUUGGCUUUCCGAUCAGAGCUGCCGCACGCACGAUGUUUGGACUCUGAUGGUGAUGCUAGAUGGGCAGAUAUUAUUGGCAAGACGUGUGCUGUCUCGUACCUUUUCCUCAUUCCCGCAUUCUUGGUGUAUCUCAUCGCCAAGCAGUACUUGCUCCUCAUGCCCAGCAAACGCAUUGCAUCCUCGGCAGAGUAUGAUGGAGAUGCACUAGUGCUGCGGGUGGGGGAGAUGAAGCCGCCUCCACAUGCCGCGACGAGAGAGGAGGAGCCACUGGAUGAGCUGCGUGCCCAGCACUUGCUAGCAUCGGCCGUUGCCUGGAGCGCUGUUUUCUUUCGUGGCCGAGUGCAGAUCCAAUUGACAGAUAUUGGCGUGUCGGUGCAACGGGUGCUUCGAGGCCAAUGCGAGGAGGAGAAUGAGAUGGAGUUUGAUGCGGACAGCAUGGUGUCCGCCGUCCUGGAGCGCAAGACUGAUGCAGACCUUCAGCGAUGUCAUACCAUCACGAGGAUGCUAGUGGAGCGCUACAUCUUGGAGAAAGCGGGAAAGUCAGAAA
Molecule: messenger RNA, 3127 nt
Organism: Symbiodinium sp. CCMP2592
Lineage: Eukaryota; Dinophyceae; Suessiales; Symbiodiniaceae
Source: the annotation of a GenBank genome assembly